Conger conger (European conger) is the source of this 3593-nucleotide messenger RNA. It is a transcript of the gene sh3gl3a, whose product is annotated as SH3-domain GRB2-like 3a. The transcript is spliced from 11 exons. Gene Ontology annotation, molecular function: protein binding. Lineage: Eukaryota; Metazoa; Chordata; Actinopteri; Anguilliformes; Congridae. The record is from RefSeq and is a predicted model, not a curated record. Bases 155 to 1300 code for a protein of 381 amino acids. Gene Ontology annotation, biological process: endocytosis; synaptic vesicle uncoating. Gene Ontology annotation, cellular component: glutamatergic synapse; cytoplasm; presynapse.
UGACAGCUGCCUGUGGGGGGCCCAGUGAAAAAAAGCAACGAGUCUGCUGCCCCUUUUGAACAGUUCCCCCCACUUCCCAUUGUUUUCACUUUCACUUGUUUCCUAAUUCUUCCAAAUCUACUCUUGCAGCAGUUCGACAAUAUUUAUUUUGAGGAUGUCGGUGGCUGGGUUUAAGAAACAGUUUCACAAAGCAAGUCAGCUUCUGAGUGAGAAGAUAAGUGGGGCAGAGGGGACCAAGCUGGAUGAAGACUUCAUGGAAAUGGAGCGGAAAAUUGAUGUCACCAACAAAUCUGUUUUCGACAUCCUGUCCAAAACCACAGAAUACCUCCAACCAAACCCAGCAUCCAGAGCCAAACUGGGCAUGCUGAACACGAUGUCCAAAAUCCGGGGCCAGGUGAAGACCACGGGCUACCCCCAGCCGGAGGGGCUUCUGGGAGACUGCAUGCUGCGCUACGGCAGGGAGCUGGGGGAGGACUCCGCGUUCGGGUCUGCGCUGGUUGACAUCGGCGAGGCCAUGAAGCAAAUGUCGGACGUGAAGGACUCCCUGGACAUCAAUGUGAAGCAGAACUUCAUCGACCCUCUGCAGACCCUGCAGGACAAAGACCUGAAAGAGAUCGGGCAUCACUUAAAGAAGCUGGAGGGCCGGCGAUUAGACUUUGAUUACAAGAAGAAGCGGCAGGGGAAGAUCCCAGACGAGGAGAUCAAGCAGGCCGUGGAGAAGUUCGACGAGUCCAAAGAGCUGGCGGAAAGAAGCAUGUUCAACUUCCUGGAGAACGACGUGGAGCAGGUGAGUCAGCUUGCGGCCCUGAUAGAGGCAGCGCUAGACUUCCACCGCCAGUCCACAGAAAUCCUGGAAGAACUCAACAGCAAGUUACAGAACAGUAUAACCGCAGCGAGCAACCGUCCUAAGAGGGAGUUCAAGCCAAAGUCUAUAAUGACCAGCUUAGAAACCAUCGAUAACAUACAACACAAUGGACUGACUUACAGUUCGUCUAUCAAAUCAACAGAUAUCCAGAUCAACCACACUGUAAACGGAAAAACGGAACAGUUCACACCCAUGCCCCUGUCAUGGCCCGACAGCCCAAAUGGCAACCAGUGCGAGGUGCACAUGGACCAGCCCUGCUGCCGCUCGCUCUACGACUUCGAACCCGAGAACGAGGGCGAGCUGGGCUUCAAGGAAGGCGACCUCAUCAUCCUCACCAACCAGAUCGACGAGAACUGGUACGAGGGCAUGAUCCACGGCGAGUCGGGAUUCUUUCCCAUCAGCUACGUGGACAUCAUCGUGCCUUUGCCACAGUGAAAAACCCCCCAGACCACUUUCACAAAGACAUUUCAUUACUGUAUCAUUCAACGUUCACCUUGUUUUUAUAUAUGCCUUACCACACAGACUUUGUGAAGUCUCAUUUCCUCUAUAUUUAUUUCAGAACGUUCUACUCGUGGCCUACGCCACCUCAUGUACGUACUGUAUGUCUUCUUUGUUAUUGGCUUGUUCUUUUUCGUGAUCUUGCGUACAAAGGGUUUUGAUCCUCUGGCUGUUUCUGUACAUUGUUCUGCUCCGAUGUGGACUUGUUUAUUUUACCGCCUGCCGUGGUCUUAAGUGUUGAUGAAACACACUUUUAAACUGUGAGUAUAUUAACUGCAAUUCUAUGAAUGUUCUCACUGAGCCCCCCCGUUUACAAGGUAUAACUUACUGUGAUGCAAGGAGUCGUAGUAAGUAUUACAAACUGUCGAAUAAGGUCGAGAACCUUAUUGCACUCACCUUUCAAGUGCUUUUUUAAAUGUUAUUUGUAUUGCACUAAAGCUUUAGAAUUUACUUCCAUGAAUGCACAUUUUAUUUUUCCUUUUAAUUGCAGAACAUUGCACCUUGUUUUCUUCCUUGUUAAGAUGAAACACACAUAUUUAUAUCAGUCAUCGCAGUAUGUCAUCUAUCUGUACCUGUGUGUGUGUAUGUGUGUGUACACUCACCGAGCACUUUAUUAGGUAUUUAUUAGACUUACUGCUGUUGCCUAUCCACUUAGAGUUAUGAUGCGUUGUGUGUUCAGAGAGCUCUUCUGCAUACCACUGUUGUAAUGUGUGGUUAUUUGCGUUACUGUCACCUGUGACCAGUCUGGCCAUUCUCCUCUGACGUCUCUCAUUAACAAGGCAUUUCUGUCUGCAGAACUGCUGCUCACUGGAUUUAAUUCUUUUUUUUCACCAUUUUUCGCAACUCCAGAGAUUAGUGUGCGUGAAAAUCCCAGGAGAUCAGCAGUUUCUGAGAUACUCAAAUCACCCUGUCUCCAUCAUUCCACAGCCAAAGUCACUUAGAUCAAAUUUUUUCACCAUUCUGAUGGUUGAUUUGAACAUCAUAUAAUUGGAUGAAUAAGUAGGUGUAAUAAAGUGUUCCUAAUAAAGUGCUCGGAGAGUGUAUAUAUAAAUCUAUACACACAUACACACAUAUAUACAGACACAUUAUAUAUAUAGAUUGAUAUGGACUUGUACUUUUUACUGUAUGUGAUAAGAAUUUCCUGCCUGCUAUGUAAUGUUAGUCCAUUAUUAUUGGUUGAAUGAACUUAACAAAUUGCAGAUGUUAAUGAUGCCUAGUCCACCUUCACAUCUUCAGUCAGAUAGCUCUGUGCUUUUAUUAACUGAGAGAAGCAAUGCUUUCAAGUGUUGCAAGUCUUUGUAGCCAGACUGAUUGUGUUUAACUGACACUGUUUCUUGUCUUUAUAGAUUAAAAAAUGCAAUGUACUAUAUGUUGUCUAGUGAAAUUGCCAGGGAAGAUUAGUAAUGAAAAUUGCAACCCUCAAAUAUGAUAUAGCCAUGUCAUAAAUGACUAUUUAUGCCAUAUAUAUGUUAAAUUGUAUAACUGAAUGAUUUUUUUGUAUAGACACGUUUUUGUAGGAGUGUCCUGACAUUCCUAUUACCCCAAAAAAAGAUUGGGUUACAGCCUUUCAUUGUUUCACAAAGUUCUCAUUUUACAUGUGUAUUUUUGUUAUUUCUGAACCAACAAUGAAGAGAAAAAUAGAAGAACAUUCGAUUUCUUGUAAAUUAAUGCAGAUAUUUUGAUACAACAAAGUAAUCAAAUGCCAUACGUUAAUUGUAACUUCAUGUUAAAUUAUGAAGGACCUUCCCUUUCUUCAUCCUGUAAAAUAAGUGGAGACUUUAUAUGGAGGGGGAAAUCAGGGAAUGUUUAAAAGGACAUUAACUGAGGAAAGCACAGAGCAAUUGGCUGUGCCAGUAUUUAACCCAGUGCACUGAUCCACUUAAUUGAGACUGACAUGGAGAAAGCAGCCAAUUGCAAGUGGAAAAACCCAUUGAAAUAAAAUUGUAUUACAUUACACACAUCUUAAAUGAUGGAGACUGAAUUGAAAAUGUCACGAUUGAGAUUGUAGAUUGUAGAAGUGCAGUUCAGUAAUACAGAAUUAAUCUUCUGGCUUUGUUCAGCUAUGCCGAUAUCUCUGUUCAGUAUUCACUUCCCCAAACCUUGGUGGAAAAUUAUGACUAGAUUAAUUUUUAACCCUUUCCUGCAGCGUAAUUUAUACAAAAUGGUUUUAUAGAUGUUGUAAAUGAAUAUAUUCAUACAUAUAUUACGUAAAUAAACAAGAAGGCAAAUA